AUGGCUUGGUUCGACGUGAACAGCAGCAACAUCUCCCUGGACAGGUCCCUGUCCGGCGACCAGCCCCGAAACGAGCGGCUGGCGCGGGCGGAGAUAGCGCUCCUGUCCGUCAUCUUCGUCGCGGCGGGCUCGCUGAACUUCGGGCUCCUGUCCGCGCUGUGGACGCGCAGGAAGCAGCUGUCCAGGAUGCGCGUCUUCGUCUUCCACCUGUGCGUCGCCGACCUGGUGGUCACCUUCUUCCAAGUCUGCCCCCAGCUCGUGUGGGACAUCACCGACCGCUUCGUCGGUCCGGACGCGCUGUGCCGCGCCGUGAAGUACCUGCAGGUGGUGGGCAUGUUCGCGUCCACCUACAUGAUCGUGGCGAUGACCGUCGAUCGGUAUCAAGCCAUCUGCAAGCCCAUGGUCACGUUCCAGAGGAGGAGGGCGCGCUGGAACGGGCCGGUGUGCGCCGCCUGGUGCGUGUCCCUGAUCGGCGGCCUCCCGCAGGUCUUCAUCUUCUCCCGGGUGGAGGUGGCCCCGGGCGUGUACGACUGCUGGGCCCGGUUCGUGACGCCGUGGGGACCGAGGGCGUACGUGACGUGGACAGCCGCGGUGAUUUUCGUCCUGCCCGUGCUGACCGUCGUGGCGUGCCAGGUGCGCAUUUGCCGCGCGGUGCGCACCGACUUCCGCGCAAAGACGCACCGGACCGCCGGACUGCAGCUCUCCUCCCGGACCGGCAGCGUGGCCGGGGUGUCCAAGGCCAGGGUGAAGACGGUGAAGAUGACCGUGGUCAUCGUGCUCGCCUACAUCCUCUGCUGGGCGCCCUUCUUCACCGUCCAGCUCUGGUCAGUCUGGGACGCGAAGGCGCCCUUUGAAAGCGCGACGUUCACCCUCCUGAUGCUGCUGGCCAGCCUGAACAGCUGCGUGAACCCCUGCAUCUACCUGAUGUUCAGCAGGAACCUGCCCGGCAGGCUGGCCGGCCUCGUGUGCACGGCCGACCGGACGACGGAGUCCACGCAGGAGGAGGCCACUGUGGUCAGCUCCCUGCACAUCAGCCUCAAAGGCCUGCCGGACAGCAGGCCAAAGUCCUGA
This is a messenger RNA of Menidia menidia (Atlantic silverside), 1071 nucleotides long. NCBI's taxonomy places the organism in Eukaryota, Metazoa, Chordata, Actinopteri, Atheriniformes, Atherinopsidae. The record is from the annotation of a GenBank genome assembly.